Penaeus monodon (black tiger shrimp) is the source of this 471-nucleotide messenger RNA. RefSeq lists its product as uncharacterized. Bases 85 to 471 code for a protein of 128 amino acids. NCBI's taxonomy places the organism in Eukaryota, Metazoa, Arthropoda, Malacostraca, Decapoda, Penaeidae. The transcript has 2 exons. The record is from RefSeq and is a predicted model, not a curated record.
UGGAAUCACCAUUGUGAUUAUUUUCAGCCUUGCUUUUCAUUUCCUUUAUUCCUUCUAGAUUUUUAAUUAGCAUGUGUGAAAAAAAUGUUUUGGAUGACCUUUCUUAAUGCUGUAAUGAAACUCUUAACAAACAAUUUUAAUGCUUACAGGAAAAUUAUUCAAGGUCUUCAGGCUCAGUAUAAAAGAGAUGUAUCAAGACUGGAAGAUAAACUGAAAUUUGGCAAAUUCCCUUCCACUCAGCAGUCAUUACCAGAAAGUGAUGGCGGACCAGGGAAUAAUAGGAAUCAGAAGGAAUACAUUAAGCAAGAACCACAUUUUGAAAAGUGGCAACCAAUUGGACAAAUAAAAAGCUGGUUUCGUCACAAGAAAGGAACACCAAGGCAGGUUUGUGUAACGACACUAAGCCGAGGAAUGCUAAAAAUUGAUAAGGGAAGGGUUUUUAAAAACCCCCACAUUCACUGGAAGGCUUAG